CGUAGGAUGGGUGGAAGACGCUUUUGGCAUUUCCAGACUUGGCUGUGUUUCACCAAGAAAAAUCCAGAGGAACCUAAUGAAAGGUCCAGGUUAAUACCCAAGGUGACAGUUUCUGUAAUUAACUUCUCUCCCCAGAAAGGGCAAAGCAUGGAGUGUAUUCAUUUCAAUAUUGCCAGAUGCACCGGGAUUACCUAUAUCACUUCUUUGUGUUGAUGGGCAUAGCAUGAAAAGUGCGGCCCUUGAGUGUGCAACAUUCAAAUGCUGCAGGAGGGAAAUCAAUUAACUAAUCAGGAUAGUUCUACUGGGAUCCCUUGACAAAGUGAUCUCUGUCCUGCAGCAUAUGAAUUCUGCAAAAUGCAGAUCAUUGAUAUUCAGGGACUGCCGGUCAGUAUAAAGAGAAGAUAUCUAUCCAGGACAACAUGGCGGCUCUGACUGCUGUAACUAGGUGACUAUAAUAUUGUGCAUUUUAUUUAUUUUCUACAAGAGGGUCCAGGUAUUUAAAUUGUGACCACAGCCCUAGUUUAAAAUUCUAAAUAACUGAAUGACUUGAUACAGUUGCAUAUUGUCCCUUUAAUUUGAGAUAUUAUUAUAGCGUGGAGGGUAGCACUGAUUCUGCGCCGCCCUUCAAUAAGCGAUACUGUUACUUUAAUAUUAACGGAUUUUCCUUAUCAUAUUUCAGCACGUUGAAAGGCGAUCCCAUGCAAAGUGUCACGUUGAUCAUAUCUGAUCGUUAUUUAAAUUGUGUUGCUUUUAAAAAUUAAAUUAUAUUUUCUUCCUACGGACUGCUACAUUUUUAGAUCUGUUUUGCAUCAGACAUUUCCAAUUCCUCCUCUGUUAACGCCUAAGGGGGUGCUUUCAUGAUGUGUCUGGUUUUAAAUGUAACAUUUAUAUUUUCUAGGGUGUAAAUGAAUGGAGCGUUUGUGUGAUAGAUUUGCGGCUUAAUUUUAAAAUAAUGCCAUGCUUUCUGCUUUAGCAAAUUAAUGGCAAUGGUCUGGCAUGACUGCUUUAAUAACAGUUUUCAGACACACAACAGUUAUGUCCCCCAAGCUAAAUGCUAGACUUGUAUACCAUCUGUUUUUAGCUGCGUACGACUCAAACUCCUGUUCGCUUAUAUCCAAAUGAAUGGAUCCGUCAGGGAUUUACUUGUGGAAUCCUAUAAGACUCCACAGGUAAAUGCUGGACUGAUCAAUUUGUUUGGGAGUAGAUUAACAGAAAUUGUAUUCGUUCGGUGCACCUGAAAUAUAUUUGUGCACAAGUCUACAAAAUGCAGUGUCGAGAGCCCCCUUCUUUAUGGGAUUAUGUAAAACGAGGAAUUCUGGGGGACAUUUUACAUAUCAAUUAUCUACCCAAUGACAGCUAAACCACCCCCUGCCCUUAAGAUCCAUAACUACCUUUGGCUUUGAUAUUUCCUAAUUAACUAAGCUGCAGAAAUUGGAUGGGGUAUAGGUACUGGUAGCAUAAACUGCUGCCUAUCCGUUUCAAGGUAUGGCAGGUAUCCAUGAAACCCAAUGUCACGCUUAAACUAUCCUCAUUGCUCUUUAACCAAAAAUAAACUUUAUUUAAUGCAUAGCUUCCUGUGUCUUCAUUCCUUUUUAUGUAUUUCCCUGAGCAUUCUAGUUUUCAUUAAAUACAGAAAUAAACAUAAGGACUACUUUUCCCCAACAAGACAAUGGGCUGAGCUUAAAGGACCACUCUAGGCACCCAGACCACUUCCCAGUAACGUGUCUGAGUGUAUAACGGAGCUCCACAGCAAUAAUACUCUCAGUAAUGUGUCUGAGUGUAUAACAGAGCUCCACAGCAAUAAUGAAGUGGUCUGAGUGCCAGGUCCCUCUAGGAUUAACCCCUUUUUUAAAAAAAAAAAAAAAAAUGUAAAUUUUUUUUUUUUUUUUUUUUUUUUUACUGCUAUGUUUAUAAAUGGGUUAAUUCAGCCUCUAGUGGCUGUCUCAUUGACAGCCGCUAGAGGCGUUUGCGUGCUUCUCACUGUGAAAAUCACAGUGAGAAGACGCCAGCGUCCAUAGGAAAGCAUUAUAAAUGCUUUCCUAUGAGACUGGCUGAGUGCGUGCGCCCGCGCAGCUCCUGUUGCGCAUGCGCAUUCAGCUGAAGAGGAGGAUCAGAGGAGGAGGAGGAGGGCUCCCCGCCUGGCACUGGAAAAAAGGUAAGUUUAACCCGUUUCUUCUCCCCAGAGCCCGGCGCGAGGGUAUCCCUGUUGGUGGGGGCCAUUCAGGGCACUAUAGUGCCAGGAAAACGAGUAUGUUUUCCUGGCACUAUAGUGGUCCUUUAACACAAAGUUCUGUUUCUGCUUUUAAUCAAAUUUAACCACAAACCAUCAGCUACACAGUGCUUGUACAGAGCUGCAGGAUACACAAACACCUUCUGUGUUAAAGGAGACUCCAAACACCUAAAGCACUUGAGGCCAGAGCAACUGUCUUGCAAAGACUUCUCAUUGAGCUGCAUUGUGAAGUCUGUGAUUGGACAGCCUUAGAAAGUCUGGGCAGGGCUAGAGGGGGAGGGCUCGCAAAGGCUGCAGACAACAGAUUUGCAGCUUUAGCAAGCUGUUAUUAGAUAUAACCCAAAUGACAAAAUGUUCAAAAGUGAACUAUAUAUGAAAUGAUUAAGUAAAAUAUCCAAGAAAUCUUUCAAAAUCUGUCUGGUUUUUGUUUUGUUUUUUUUCUGAGUAAUUUUGCAAUUUCACUUUUAGUUCACUAAAAUUUGGCAUUUUGAUCAAUAAAACUCGUUGUUACAAUAAUUACAACAAUGAAUGAACUUUUUGGAGAUUAGUGAUUCAUGUUGGUAAACUUAGCUGGGAAGGUUGAAGCGUACUUUUUAGACAAGAAAAUCAUAUAUAAUUUUUUGUAUCUUCCUCAGGAUAAUGCUGAUUCCCAACAGGUUCCUGAUGGAGAGGAUUCAGAGGAGGAGCAACAUAGUGCUUACAGCUGUCCAGAACUUGUGGUUACUAAGUCCAUGUCAACCAAGAACUGGCCCCGACCCAUGACCCAUCUUCCUACAUUAUUAGUGUUUAUUAAGUAUCUCAUGUUCAUCACCAACUUUGUGUUCUCGGUAGUGGGAUUCACUAUUUUAGGAAUUGGUUUUUGGGGACUUAUAGACAAGCAGUCAUUGAUUAGCGAGAAAAUUGGCUCUCUGGGCACAGACCCCAUGCUUUUCUUUAUACUGGUGGGUCUGGUAAUUUGUGCCCUGUCUGUGUCUGGGUGUGUGGGAUUCCUAAGAGAAAACAUUUGCCUCCUGAAACUAUUCUCUGCCGGGAUGUGCGUUCUUAUAGUCAUCCAGAGCGUUUUGGCCAUCGCUUUCCUCUCCUUCAGAGAGCAGAUCCAGGAUUCUGUGAAGCAAUCCAUGAUGGUGGCUUUGACUAGGUACCAGGAUGAUUCUGACCUGAGGUUUAUUAUGGAUGAGAUCCAGCUUGGCAUGGAGUGCUGUGGGGUUCAAUCUUACCAAGACUGGGGAGUCAACUUGUGAGUACCAAUCCUUUCCAUUUAUGUUCGGUUUUAUGGCACUGUAGGUAGCACGAUUCUCCGGUAUCAUCACUCUCGUAUGAAAAAUAUGCAAUGUAUUAAGUAUUUUUUUUUUAUUUAUAAUUAGCGUUGUCCUGCAUGUAGGUCACACAUUUUGUGUGCUUUAGAUGAUAACGAUGAUUGUUGUAAAUUACACCCUGUACCUUGAAAACCUAAAAGUCCCUUGGUUUUUGUGGAGGAGGUCUGUAAUGUUGGGAUACCCUAAUGCCAGGGGGAGCCAUACAGCUUAAAUCCCCCACGUAUCAGUCUGUGUUGCUGCAGACUGAGUGUAUGUCAAAAAAAAUCUAGGAAUUCCAUUUAGAGUUUUAAUCAACGGAUACUAUAUGUGACAGAACCAUCUGUCUGCUGGAUUUUUACCCCGUUCGUCUGUUUGUCCCCCGUUCGUAUGAAUGGCUGGUUUCUAUAGCCCAGCCAUUCGAAUGACUCUUUUUCCCGAACAAAUCUGCCGAACGAACGGCCACCCAAGUGAGGAGUGUGCUGUGGGUUAACAAAGUGAUCCCCAUUAGAACGUUGUGGUUAACCGCAGACACUUCUCAAUUAAACCGAACUCAGGGUGGUCGUCGUUCGUAUGUCGACCACGAGGCAGCGGCCAUUUUAAAUCAUGCGAACGCCCAGCGGUGUUUGGCUCUAUUUCUAUGGAACUGAAAACGGACACUUUUUCUGCCGAACACCGCUGAAACAAGGGAACGCCUGGCUGCCUCCACGAAAGCAUGCGAACACCGGCCGUUCGGGAGAUUGAGAGCCUACAAAAGACUUAACCCAGAUAGCCUUCCCAUGGAGUCAUUCGUAUACCGAAAGACUGUAAGAACUUUGACUCCAUGGCGAUUGAACUAUGUGUGUGGGAUCUGAGCGCUAUUCGCUAAUAAUAUGCACUCAGAUCUAGGCUAUCUGGGGACAUGUAAUACUAACGGGAAAUGUUCAGUUUUCAUGUAGUUAUGUAUUUUUAUGUCUUUUAUUAUUUUAUGUCUAAGAUGGCGACUGUCCUUGUCCUGGAGUUAAUUGAGUUACUUGGUAAUUAACUCCAGGGCAGAGGGGAGGGAAUCAUAAUGCACUGUGGGUAAAAUAUGUGACUGUGUGUCUGAAAUGUCCCUCUAUCUGUCUGUAGUUUACGUCUCCCAUUUGGUCCCCUAGGGGAGUGUCCACCAAGUGGGAGACCUGCAUAAAUACGGGCAGGUAGCCCACAGUAAAACCAGAUUCUGUUUGACCCUCAAUGCGGAGCUUCUGUCUCGUUAUUGGGGGGGAUUUCUUCUUCACGUUAGAGACUGCUGGAUGGAAUGAAAGCCGCUUUGGGAAUAUUACUGUUCGACGGUUACCAGCAGUUCGUAUAUUGCCGUUCGGGAGUUUGGAGCCGUUCGUGGAUUUCGAUCGGGAGAUUGCCGCUUCCCCUGCAUUUUGUUCGUGUGUUACGGAAUAAGCGAACGGAGACUGUACUGCAGCCGGGGAAGGUUUACUAAACGGCGGUUUGGCUUAAAGACACUGGAGGUGUCUUAACACUAUAUGACCCUGUAAGUGCUGAGGUGUUGGCGAGAUACUUAUGGUCUGUACCCAGAGAAGGUCAAGACUGGAUACGCAGCCCACUUUACCACCAGUGAUUGCCCUCCCCUCCUGGCAAAUUGACAGGGAGGGGGUAAUUUUACUCAUUUUAAUAAUGAAGUUAAUUGUAAGUAAAUGUAAUGAAGUCCCUAUCCCACCCCAUUUAAACUCAUAUACACAUUGCACCCCUAUAAACACAGUAAACACCUGUCACUCCACUUAUACAAGCGAUACCUUUAUUUUAUUUUUUUUAUAAAUAUAAUUUUACACACACUAUACAUCUUGACUUGAACACAAAUUUGACAACCCUGCACACCACACAUAGUAAUCUGAGUGAAAAAGGGCUGAAGUCCAUUAAGUUCAACCUUGAGGCCCAAUAUUUUAUGACACUGAUCCGAGAGUAGGCAAAAACCCCCCCCCCUCUUUUAGUCAUUUCCAAUUGGUCCCCAAAAAUAAGAAAAUAAUUCCUUGUUGACUCCAUAAUGAAACCCCUAUUUAAACUACACCCCCAGUAACAGUCACACAUACUCUUUCUGCACCGUAAAUGUUUUAAUGAGACCUUUCCCUGACUGAAGGCUGCUCUGCAUACAUUACAUGAAACCCUCCUGCACAGGUUUCUAACUGGUAAUGUCAAUCCUAAAGAUAAUUUUGGAAUAAUACGGUGAUUAAUGUUGGAUCCGGACAUGUUUUAAAAAGAUAAUUAAUUCCCAGUGUUUGUGGCUCGCUCUGCUCAUUAACCUCUCUUACUAUUCACCCUACAGAUAUUUUAACUGCAGUUCCGCUGGCGUUCAUUCCUGCGGAGUUCCAUAUUCCUGCUGCAUUGACCCGCUAGAAAAUGGCACCGUUCCCAAUUCACAAUGUGGAUUCAAGGUACAGGAGAUGGGAGAGACCUUGGCUGGGAGCACCGUCUAUCUGGGAGGCUGUGUACCCCAACUUUCUCUCUGGCUGAGCCGCAGGUUUUGGGACAUUGCUUCAGGAUUCUUAUUGGUGACGGCCAUCGAGCUUAUAAAUGUUUCCUGUGCCCAGAGAAUUCUGGGAGAAAUAAUGUUUGGCAAGAACACAAUGGAAGGCCUUGGUAGACCAAAACACCACGAGUGGACUUUCACUGACCAGAAAUAAAACGGGAGAUGGGAGCCCAGUAGUUUCACAAAAUUAAGAGGGAAACGUUUUACAAGACGUGGCAGUUUUACUGUUCUAAAACUUCCUGAAACCUUUUUCUUUCCCCAGAAUAUCCUUUAAGUGAGUAUAUUGUAUAAUCUACAAUUAAAGUGAAAUAGAGCGAAUACCCCAUUACGAAAAGCAUAACUUCUCACCUAAAAGAAUAUAUAGGUAGCAAUAGGAUUCCUUAUCGCUGUAUAAAUACAAUCUUGAUAUCUGUAAAGAUACGUCUAUGGUCAGUUUCUUGUAGUUGUGUUUGGGGUGGGGGGGUGAGAUAACAACAAAAUCUUUGGAUAGAAAUUGGAUAAUAAAUAUUUCAUGCAGAAAAUCAGAGUGAAAACCUGUCCUAUGUUUUUGCAGAACAUUUAACCUGUGAUAUAACAGCUAUGGAAUUGUAUCAGCUGUGAUUAUAUUGGGAAUCCAAGUAUUAACUGCAUUGGGUAUAUGUGCCCUUUUAAUGUCGAUCUGAGGAAUGUAUACACCUAAAGGUGGCUUACCCACGACUAAUAGGCAAAAUUAAUAAUAUAUAUAAUUCACAAUGCUCUGGACUGUAAUUCCUAUUAUUAUUAUUGAACAUCUUAUAUUCAUUUUAAAAUUAGCAUGUUUAAAGUGCGUCUCCUUUAAUUGAACACAUCGAUCCGGCAUGUCAGGAAUACACGGUGUCUGUCUGUGAAUGUACUUACUCCACGCAAUACGCUGAACGCACGUCUAUAAGAAUGACGCAGCUCAUGUCUGUGGUUUCAGAUAUUUCAUAGGGUGAACUACGAAGCUGUCCCCUAAAUUAACCCUUUUUAAUUUUUUUUUUUUUUUUGUGUGUAUGUCUCUUUUACUGUUUUGGGUUUAUUUAUUUUAAUCUAUAACUUAUCAAGUUUAAAACAUUUUUUUUUAAUGAUUCCCCCACUGUGGACACUGAGGCCCAAUAAGCAGGGCCUGAGACUGAUCCUUCGGUACAUCAUCCUAUCCUCUCCAGCUGACCUGACUGGGCCAAGAACAUACAGCAGUUUCUAUUCCGUUAUACCAGGCUUCCCCAAACGCCGGCCCUCCAGAUGUUGCUGAACUACAACUCCCAUGAUUUUAUG
Pelobates cultripes (western spadefoot toad) is the source of this 7297-nucleotide messenger RNA. Lineage: Eukaryota; Metazoa; Chordata; Amphibia; Anura; Pelobatidae. The record is from the annotation of a GenBank genome assembly.